AUGGACAAACACAACAGUUCUGAAUUAUUGAAUUCAGACUUUUCGUUAUCAAAGAACGCGAGUUCCGAUUCAUUGGACUCAGACUCAAAAUCGAGUUCAUUGAAUUCUAAACACGGACAAGACUCCCCACAUGUACUGGGAGAUAUUCAACUCUUAGAUGGUGAGAAGGUGAUGAGUUUAGCCCGAGAUGUGACUUAUUUAUGUCCAUAUAGUGGUCCGUCUAGAGGAGUACUAAAAGUGACGAAUUAUCAGUUACACUUCAGACCGACUGACACCGCUGCGUUACAGAGUACUCUUAGCGUGCCUCUUGGUGUUGUUUCUCGAAUUGAAAAGGUUGGGGGAGCAUCAUCAAAAGGUGAAAAUUCAUAUGGCAUUGAAAUAUUUUGCAAGGAUAUGAGAAAUUUAAGGUUUGCACACAAACAAGAGAAUCACUCUCGACGUGGAAUAUUCGAGAAACUGCAGCAAUUAGCAUUUCCACUGUCGCAUAGACUGCCUUUAUUUGCGUUUAGUUAUUCAGAGAGUUUCUCCGAAGAUGGAUGGCAUGUGUAUGAGCCUAUUGCAGAGCUUAGGCGCAUGGGUGUAAAUAACGACAUGUGGCGUAUAACUCGCAUAAAUGACAAGUAUGAAGUUUGCGACAGUUACCCAUCUAUAUGGGCAGUGCCAGCAGCCGCUAACGAUGACUUACUGCGCUCCGUAGCCACGUUCAGGUCUCGAGGAAGAAUACCAGUGCUUGCAUGGAUACAUCCUAGUUCACAGGCCACUAUUACACGGUGCAGCCAACCUUUAGUAGGGGUAAGUGGUAAACGCAGUCGCGAAGACGAGCGUUACAUACAGUUGAUAAUGGAUGCCAAUGCGCAAGCGCACAAGCUGUUCAUCAUGGACGCCCGACCUACUGCCAAUGCUGUUGCCAAUAAAGCUAAGGGAGGAGGAUAUGAAUCAGAGGAUGCGUACCAGAAUGCCGACCUUGUGUUCUUAGAUAUACACAACAUACACGUCAUGCGCGAGAGUUUGCGUAAACUCAAAGAGUUGUGCUUCCCACAAAUAGAUCAAACUAGAUGGUUCAGUGGCAUUGAAGCUACUUGCUGGUUGAAACAUAUUAAAUGCAUAUUGGCUGGAGCGGUCCGUAUAGUUGAUAAGGUGGAAAAUCACAAAACAUCAGUACUGGUUCACUGUUCAGACGGAUGGGACCGCACAGCUCAGCUGACGGCGCUGGCGAUGUUGAUGCUGGACCCCUACUACAGAACUCUAAGAGGAUUCGAGGUCCUCAUCGAGAAGGAGUGGCUGUCUUUCGGACAUAAGUUUCAGUUGCGCAUAGGGCACGGAGACGAGCGUCACUCGGACGCAGACAGGUCCCCAGUGUUCGUGCAGUGGGUGGACUGUGUCUGGCAGCUCCAGCAACAGUUCCCAACCGCCUUCGAGUUCACUGAGAGACUCCUCAUCACCAUAGUGGACCAUCUAUACUCCUGCAGAUUUGGCACCUUCCUGUUUAAUACUGAGAGGGAACGGGUCAAGGAGGAAGUGAAAACAAAGACAGUAUCCCUCUGGUCAUACAUAAACAGCCGCCAGGACUUGUACCUGAACCCUCUCUACUGGGGUCCAUCAUCAUUCGGAGCCAGUUCUCCCCCCUCCCCCUAUUCUCGGCCACAAGUCGUGCUAGUACCGGUCGCCUCGCUCCGUGUCAUCAAACUGUGGAAAGCGUUGUACUGUCGAUGGAAUCCCACCAUGAGGCAGCAGGACCCUAUCUACCAGCGAACUAGAGAGCUGGUCGCAAUCCGGGCGCAACUGGAAGCUGCCGCGGCCGCCGCUGCGGGAGACCAUGCGGCCAGGCAACAUCGCCUCGGACUCACUCCGCCCCGGGUCGCCAGCCCACACCAUGUAUGA
Spodoptera littoralis (African cotton leafworm) is the source of this 1881-nucleotide messenger RNA. The record is from the annotation of a GenBank genome assembly. NCBI's taxonomy places the organism in Eukaryota, Metazoa, Arthropoda, Insecta, Lepidoptera, Noctuidae.